Molecule: messenger RNA, 1478 nt
Organism: Phytomonas sp. Hart1
Lineage: Eukaryota; Euglenozoa; Kinetoplastea; Trypanosomatida; Trypanosomatidae
Source: the annotation of a GenBank genome assembly
AUAGUUACCGUUUUAUAUUAGAGUACAUGUCACAUUUAACUCAGGAGGAAUCACAAAAUGACGCUCACAACAUAGAAUAUACAGAAGAAAUUGAAUUGAUCUUGCUGAAGAUGCAAAAACUUGCUCUUUGGCAUCUCGCUUACCCCCCAAUCCCUGAUCAGCGUUCCCAAUCACUAUCGAAAAUAAUUAAAGGCUCUAUGGUACUUUCUGCGAUUAUUUUCCUUGGCUACUUGACACUUGAUAAAUUGCUUGCAGUUAUUUUUCAUUGAAGGGAUGAUGGAAAUAUUUUUUUUUCUAUAAAAUUGUUUGAAAUAUAUUAAUAAAGUACAUUUUUUUCUUAUUCUUCUUUGUUCUGCUAUUAAACAUUUUUUCUAAAAAAAAAUGUCAUUUAAUAAACCAAUGUAAUGGAACAGUGAGUAUUCCUCUACUUGGAGGGCUCAUUUUGUAAAUGGUUGCAUACAUACAAUUUUUUUCCAUAUUGGAAGUGAAUCCAACAUGCUUUUGGUCAUCUCUCGUUUUCGUAUAUAUUUACCUAUUUUUUAUCAAUCAAUCGAAGUCUUAGCUGCCAUUUUUCUCCAUUCUUGGUAUUGAUCACCCUCAUUUUGGCCAAUACCUGUAUUAUUAUUAUUAUUUAUCUGUCACACAAGAGGGGGUGGGGGCGAGGGACCUAGCGUGCUCACCUUUUCCUUCCUCUUUUCCUUAUUCCGAUCUCAUUUCACCCGUCCCACCUCACCCAUUGUCAAGGAAGAAGUAACACCACUAACCACCAAUAGGAUACAACAGGCCGGGACCCCUUUCUUGAGUUCCCUCCGUUUCUUUCUCUCUUAUAGUGGGGAGAGGGGGUUGUGUCAAUUGCGAUGAACACGAUUCUACCCUACACGGUAAACCCCACACAGAUGCGGGCGUGUGAGCGGCUGAGGCUGCUCAACCCCAACUCCGCGGGCGCAACCGGCCCGAACGUCGCGGCGCGGGAGCAGAAGCCGGUUUGUGGGGGCCUCCUGAAUGGCUGGGAUGCGGCGGCCGCCCGGGUUCUGCUCGAGCCGCCAGGCCCCGUUCAGACCUGGGACCUCGCCUGGACGGACGAGGAGGCCGACUGGGAGGCUCAGGUCCACCGCAGCACCUGCCCCGAGGAGGUUGAGGCGCUGCUGCCGGCGAGGUGGAUCGGGUACCACAUGCAGGGGGAUGUGGAUGGGACGCUGGCACGUGUGUGCCGACUUUGCACGGCCCUGGUGCAGCGCUUCGUGGCGCUCUCGGCGGGGAACAACGCGAACGCAUCCACGGCGAAGUGGCGACAGCGCCAUGCGCUUUAUGACCGACUCGGAGCUGUGAUGGAGUUGCUCGAAGCUUCCAUCGGUGGCGCCAUCCCGAUCCUGAAGCUGCAAGACACCGAGUUCAUCCGGAAGUGCUGGGAACAGCUGCAAGAUGACGAGAGGAUGGAUGUCAUAUCAGCCUUAGGAGUUUCAGACGAUGAUGAAUAG